AUGGACGGCGACGAUCUUUUUGGGGUUUUCUCGGAAACUCCAGCGCAGUUGCCAGUGAAGAAAAGUCAUGGAGAUCAUCAAAAAAAUCAGAAAAGUGAGCAAAACAACCUCGACAGGAAAAGACCAGCUCCUGCUGAUGAGAAAGAGAACAAGAAACAGGCAAAACAGGACGACACGGCCAAUGGAGAGAAAAAGAAGUCGAAUCCUGUUGUCAAGGAUGCCGUGGAAAUUGAAGCAUCCAGAGAAGUUGCGGCCUCUGCCGGUCUUCUUCCGUCUGAUCAAAAGGAGGAAGAUGCGAGAAAGUUGAAAUUGAAGCAUCAGGUCAGACACCAAGUGGCCAUUCCACCAGACUACCCUUACGUUCCCAUUGGAGAGCACGUGAGAACGAAAGAGGCAAGAACCUACCCUUUUACCUUGGACCCUUUCCAGGAUACGGCUAUCUCGUGUAUCGACAGAAACGAGUCUGUUCUUGUAUCUGCGCAUACCUCUGCUGGUAAGACAGUGGUGGCUGAGUAUGCGAUUGCUCAGUCCUUGAGGGAUAAGCAGCGUGUCAUCUAUACGUCUCCAAUCAAGGCUUUGAGUAACCAGAAGUAUAGAGAGCUCUUGGCUGAGUUUGGCGAUGUGGGUCUCAUGACUGGUGAUGUUACAAUCAACCCGGACGCAGGAUGUCUUGUUAUGACGACAGAAAUUUUGCGUAGUAUGUUGUACAGAGGCUCGGAGGUGAUGAGAGAAGUUGCUUGGGUCAUUUUCGACGAGGUGCACUACAUGAGAGACAAAAACAGAGGUGUUGUGUGGGAAGAGACGAUCAUCUUGCUUCCUGACAAGGUGCACCAUGUUUUUCUUUCGGCAACCAUUCCAAACGCCAUGGAGUUUGCUGAGUGGAUCGUGAAAACGCACAACCAACCAUGUCACGUUGUCUACACUGACUUCCGUCCAACUCCUUUGCAGCAUUACUUAUUUCCAGCGGCUGGUGAUGGAAUUCAUCUUGUUGUCGACGAGAAAGGUACCUUCAGGGAGGAAAAUUUCCAAAAAGCUAUGUCUUCAAUCUCAAACAACAUGGGCGACGAUCCCUCAUCAGCCGAGGCAACAAGAAGUAAAAAGAAGGGAGAGACAUAUAAGGGAGGUGUGAAGGACGGAAAGAGUGACAUUUACAAGAUUGUCAAAAUGAUCUACAUGAAAAGAUACAAUCCAGUGAUUGUAUUCUCUUUCUCAAAGCGUGAUUGUGAGUCUUUGGCUCUCAAAAUGUCCAAAUUGGACUUUAAUACAGAUGAGGAGCGUCAAGCAUUGACGAAAGUGUUUGAAAACGCUAUUGAUGUUUUGCUAGAGUCAGAUAGAGAGUUGCCUCAGAUCAAGAAUAUUCUCCCGCUUCUAAGAAGAGGUAUUGGUAUUCAUCACUCGGGUUUGUUGCCAAUCUUGAAAGAGGUAAUCGAGCUUUUGUUCCAGGAAGGUUUGCUCAAGGUACUUUUCGCCACAGAAACGUUCUCCAUCGGUCUUAAUAUGCCUGCUAAGACUGUGGUUUUCACAUCUGUCAGAAAGUGGGACGGUCAAGGGUUCCGUUGGGUGUCUGGAGGUGAGUAUAUUCAGAUGUCCGGUAGAGCUGGUCGUCGUGGUCUAGAUGAUAGAGGUAUCGUGAUCAUGAUGAUUGAUGAAAAAAUGGAACCUCAAGUGGCCAAAGGUAUGGUCAAGGGCCAAGCUGACAGAUUAGAUUCUGCAUUCCACCUAGGAUACAAUAUGAUCUUGAAUUUAAUGCGGGUUGAAGGCAUUUCUCCGCAAUUCAUGUUGCUGAACUCCUUCUACCAGUUCCAAAAUGCUGCGUCUGUUCCCAAGCUCGAGCAGCACCUUCAACAGUUGACUAUUGAGUACAAUAAUGUGACUGUGGAUGACGAAUAUCAUGUCAAGGAAUACUAUGAUCUCAAGAAACAACUUGAAGGAUACCAGGAGAGCGUUCGUCAAGUUGUUACCCACCCAGGUCACAUUCUUCCAUUUUUGCAAGCUGGCAGAGUUAUAAAAGUGAAGAUUGGCGAGCAUGACUACGGCUGGGGAAUGGUUGCAUCGUUCUCGAAAAGAUCAAACAAAAGAGAUUCAUCUCAAACGUACACGGAUCAUGAGCUGUAUUUGGUGAGCGUAUUUGUUUGCACCAUGUUCGCAGAUGCUCCUGUCAACUUGAUUAAACCGUUCAACCCGGAUUUUCCUGAGGGUAUUCGUCCUUCGAAGGAGGGUGAAAAACUGAGAGCAGAAUAUGUCCCCAUCACAUUGGACUCCAUUCAGGCAAUCUCGAGCGUUCGUUUGAAGGUGCCAGACGAUUUCAAGAGCUCCACUGCCAAGAGAAACUUGGUGCGGACAUUGAGAGACUUGCCCAAGAAGUUGCCCGACGGUAUCCCUCUAAUGGAUCCUGUUGAGAGCAUGAAGAUCGAGGAGCCUGAGUUCAAGACGUUGUUGCGUAAGAUUGACGUCUUAGAAAGUAAAUUGGCUACUAAUCCAUUACAUGAAUCCGACAGAAUCAAGGAUUUGUACGCCCAGUACAGCCACAAGGUCGACAUUGAGAAGCAAAUCUCUCAAACAAAGGAGAAGAUAUUACAAGCGCAAGCGGUGAUUCAGCUCGACGAUUUGAAACGCCGAAAGAGAGUCUUGAGGAAGCUUGGAUUCACUACCCCAGAUGAGAUCAUCGAGCUCAAGGGAAGAGUUGCUUGCGAGAUUUCGACGGGUGACGAGCUUCUAUUGACAGAGCUCAUAUUCAAUGGUACGUUCAAUGAUUUGAGUCCAGAACAGUGUGCGGCGCUUUUGUCGUGCUUCGUGUUCCAGGAACGAGCCAAGGAAGUGCCUAGAUUGAAACCUGAAUUGGCAGAGCCCUUGAAAGCCAUGCAAGACAUGGCAACAAAGAUUGCCAAGGUGUUCAGAGAAAGCAAGAUAGAAAUUACCGAGAAGGAGUACGUUGAGCUGUUCCGCCCUGAGCUCAUGGAAGUGACAUAUGCAUGGUGCAAAGGCGCCAAGUUUGCACAGAUUUGUAAGAUGACCGAUGUGUACGAAGGGUCGUUGAUUAGAACGUUCAAGAGAUUGGAAGAGAUGAUUAGACAGAUGAUUCAGGCGGCCAAGACGAUAGGUAACAUUGAGUUGGAAGAUAAGAUGGAAAAGGCCACGGAGAUGGUGCACAGAGACAUUGUUUCCGCUGCGUCGUUGUACUUGUAA
Molecule: messenger RNA, 3186 nt
Organism: Candidozyma auris
Lineage: Eukaryota; Fungi; Ascomycota; Pichiomycetes; Serinales; Metschnikowiaceae
Product: ATP-dependent RNA helicase MTR4
Exons: 1
Coding region: 1-3186 (1061 amino acids)
Biological process (GO): maturation of 5.8S rRNA; RNA catabolic process
Cellular component (GO): nucleus
Molecular function (GO): RNA binding; ATP binding; RNA helicase activity
Source: RefSeq, a predicted model, not a curated record